Messenger RNA from Torulaspora delbrueckii, 939 nucleotides. It is a transcript of the gene MPD1, whose product is annotated as protein disulfide isomerase MPD1. The record is from RefSeq and is a predicted model, not a curated record. Bases 1 to 939 code for a protein of 312 amino acids. Gene Ontology annotation, cellular component: endoplasmic reticulum lumen. The transcript has a single exon. Gene Ontology annotation, biological process: response to endoplasmic reticulum stress. Lineage: Eukaryota; Fungi; Ascomycota; Saccharomycetes; Saccharomycetales; Saccharomycetaceae. Gene Ontology annotation, molecular function: protein disulfide isomerase activity; protein-disulfide reductase activity.
AUGUGGAUUACUGGAUGGGCAGUUUGGUUACUGGUUGGGUUGCAAAGCACGGCUUGGUGCCAGAACUUUUACGAUUCUGAUCCGCAUAUGAUGGAGCUCACACCAAAGAGUUUUGACAAAGUCAUUCACGAUACAAAUUACACAACAAUCCUUGAAUUUUAUGCACCAUGGUGUGGUUAUUGCCAGCAGUUGAAGGGAAUUAUGAAGAAAGCAGCAAAGGCGAUGAAUGGAGUGGUUCAGGUGGCCUCUGUUAACUGCGAUCUGGCAAAAAAUAAGAAAUUGUGUGCAGAGCAUAAAGUACAAGGUUUCCCGACAAUUAUGGUUUUUAGACCUCCUAAAGUGGAUAGUAGCAAGACUGGAGCUGUAAGGAUUCCGGCAAGAAAACAUGCACACGAGGUAUACAAAGGUGUAAGGAAACUGAGCCCAAUGAUUGAUUUCGCUCUCUCUAGAAUGAAAAACUACGUCAAGAGAUUGAAUGGGUUGAGUAAAUUGAGCUCUAUCCUGACAAAAUCACCAAAAAGGACAUUGAUUUUACUAUCGAAGAAGGAUAAAGUUUCACCAAUUUAUAAAUCAGUGGCCCUCGAUUGGCUUGAUACUUUUGAUUGCUACACGGUUCCAAACUCUAAGCUUCGCGUCCUCGAAGAUGGUGAUGAGCUUGCCAAGACGCAUCCCAGGAUCUUUCAGUUUUUGCACGACAUUAUCCCAGAUCAAAUAAAGAGCGAAGAAAGUAUCUUGAUUGCUCUUGACGGUGCGAAUGAUCAAUACAAAGUCAUUGAUGGUGGGUCUUUUGCGAAGACAGAAAUCUCAAGAAUACUUAACGAGAACUUCGAUAUCUUGCCCAGAGAAGGUCCAUUAAGUAAAAGAGAAAAGUACUUGCACUUCAUAAAAACGGGCAAAAAGGGUGAUUCGUGGAAGCCAAAGCUUCACGACGAAUUGUAA